This is a messenger RNA of Pelodiscus sinensis (Chinese soft-shelled turtle), 2088 nucleotides long. The record is from RefSeq and is a predicted model, not a curated record. Lineage: Eukaryota; Metazoa; Chordata; Testudines; Trionychidae.
CCUUACUUCUUCAGGAUGGGCAUUGAAAGCUUUCAGCCCCAACAUCACAGCAAAUACUGUUCUGAAGCCUUCAGACUCUUUUGUUAUUUUUACAGAUAUGGGAUCUGGCCAUUUGGUUUUUUCAAGAAAUUGGGUAUCCCUGGGCCAAAACCCUUGCCUUUCUUUGGAACUGCCUUGGAAUAUCGUAAAGGUAUGGUGGAGUUUGACACCGAGUGCUAUAAGAAAUAUGGGAAAAUCUGGGGGUUUUAUGAUGGCAGGCAACCUGUGCUGUCUGUCAUGGAUCCUAAAAUAAUUAAAACUGUGCUGGUGAAAGAGUGCUUCACCAUCUUUACCAACCGGCGGAAUUUAGGCCUUGUGGGAGUGCUAGAGUCUGCUGUCUCCAUAGCGGAGGAUGAGCAAUGGAAGAGGAUCCGCACUGUGCUCUCUCCAACCUUCACCAGUGGGAAGCUAAAAGAGAUGUUUCCCAUUAUCGAGCAAUAUGGGGAGGUUCUGGUGAGAAAUAUUCAGAAGAAAGCAGAAAAAGAUGAGCCUGUGGCUGUUAAGGACAUCUUUGGAGCUUAUAGCAUGGAUGUCGUCACUAGUACUUCCUUCGGUGUGAACAUUGACUCCAUGAACAACCCUAAAGAUCCUUUUGUCAAGGAAAUCAAGAAGCUAGUGAAGUUUAACUUUUUUGACCCACUCUUCAUGUUGAUAUUUGUAUGCCCAUUCCUCAUUCCUCUUCUUAAGAAGAUGAAUGUGAACUUUUUCCCCAAAGAUGCCAUAGAAUUCUUCAUGAAGUCAGUCUCCAGAAUAAAGAAGGAACGUAAAGAAGAGGGAAAAGGGGCCCGAGUGGAUUUCCUGCAGCUGCUGAUUGAAUCCCAGAAUUCUACCAUGAGCCAUGAAAGCAAUGGAGUGACUCAGACAUAUAAAGGCCUGACUGAUAAUGAGGUUCUGGCUCAAGCAUUUAUUUUUAUUUUUGCUGGAUAUGAGCCCACCAGCAACACGCUAUGCUACCUUGCUUACACUUUGGCCAUCAACCCUGAUGUGCAGCAAAAGCUGAAGGAAGAGAUAGACUCAGUUUUACCAAACAAGGCUCCUCCCACCUACAAUGCCCUGAUGCAGAUGGAGUACCUUGACAUGACAAUGAAUGAAAUCCUUAGGCUGUUUCCUCUCGGAGGGCGACUUGAAAGGGUCUGUAAGAAAGACAUAAUGAUAAAUGGAGUGAGCAUUCCAAAAGACACAGUGGUUGCAAUUCCAACCUUUGUUCUGCAUCGCAUCCCAGAAUUCUGGCCAGAACCCGAGGAGUUCAGACCGGAAAGGUUCAGUAAAGAAAACAAAGAGACGAUGGAUCCAUACACAUACCUGCCUUUUGGGUCUGGUCCCAGAAACUGCAUUGGAAUGAGGUUCAGUCUCCUCACCAUGAAACUUGCUAUUGUCAGUCUGCUGCAGAAUUUCACCAUCAGACCCUGCAAAGAAACCCAGAUCCCCCUCAAGCUGAGUACGCAAGGAUUCAUAACACCAGAGAAACCUAUCGUGCUGAAGUUAGUCCCCAGAUCUUGUACCACACACUCGGAGGAGUAGGAGCCAACCGAGUUUACAGCAGCUCUCCAGAGGACCAGCAGAGGCUUUCCACAUCAUUGGGCCUCUGCAGAACACACAGAAGAAGAGCUUCUGUUCAUUCCAAAGGCAUUUCUAAAUAGCUACAGAAAAAUAUGACUGUCAGAAAUGAAAAUUGAAUCACGGGGCAGUGACCGUAAAUAGCGUGUAUGCCCUCAGAUUGAGAGAAUGUGUGCCCAGCAAAAAUCCAGAGGCGCUGCUCUGCUUUUCUGACUCCUUUUUAGUGGGAAUCUUCUCUCUCAAAAGGAAUAGGCCGUAGGAACUUUUUUAGUUACUGUGUGCAGGGAUGAGUGAAUGACAAGGAAUGGCAGUGGUUUUCUGUGUUGUACUGAUAUUUGAAGACGUGUGUAUAAACUGUUGGGCUGUUGAGCUUAGUGGGAUGUGGUAAGACUAUAUCUUAGAAACUAAAACUCUCUUGGGUCACAUGUUAAUAGAAUGAAUGUAUGUAACAUGUACAGAGAAAGGCAUUCAUAAAAAUAUUUGGGAAAGCUC